AUGGGGGUGAGGAGGUUAGUGCGGGUGAUGGGGGUGAGGAGGUUAGUGCGGGUGGGGGGUGAGGAGGUUAGUGCGGGUGAUGGGGGUGAGGAGGUGAGUGCGGGUGAUGGGGUGCGGGUGAUGGGGGUGAGGGUGAGUGCGGGUGAUGGGGGUGAGGAGGUGAGUGCGGGUGAUGGGGGUGAGGAGGUUAGUGCGGGUGAUGGGGGUGAGGAGGUUAGUGCGGGUGAUGGGGGUGAGGAGGUUAGUGUGGGUGAUGGGGGUGAGGAGGUUAGUGCGGGUGAUGGGGGUGAGGAGGUUAGUGCGGGUGAUGGGGUGCGGGUGAUGGGGGUGAGGAGGUUAGUGCGGGUGAUGGGGGUGAGGAGGUUAGUGCGGGUGAUGGGGGUGAGGAGGUUAGUGCGGGUGAUGGGGGUGAGGAGGUUAGUGCGGGUGAUGGGGGUGAGGGUUAGUGCGGGUGAUGGGGGUGAGGAGGUUAGUGUGGGUGAUGGGGGUGAGGAGGUUAGUGUGGGUGAUGGGGUGUGGGUGAUGGGGGUGAGGGUUAGUGCGGGUGAUGGGGGUGGGGUGUGGGAUGGGGUGAGGGUUAGUGCGGGUGAUGGGGGUGAGGAGGUUAGUGUGGGUGAUGGGGGUGAGGAGGUUAGUGCGGGUGAUGGGGUGUGGGUGAUGGGGGUGAGGAGGUUAGUGCGGGUGAUGGGGGUGAGGGUUUGGGUGAGGGUUAGUGCGGGUGAUGGGGGUGAGGAGGUUAGUGCGGGUGAUGGGGGUGAGGAGGUGAGUGCGGGUGAUGGGGGUGAGGAGGUUAGUGCGGGUGAUGGGGGUGAGGGUUAG
Molecule: messenger RNA, 819 nt
Organism: Knipowitschia caucasica
Lineage: Eukaryota; Metazoa; Chordata; Actinopteri; Gobiiformes; Gobiidae
Source: the annotation of a GenBank genome assembly